Molecule: messenger RNA, 7356 nt
Organism: Xyrauchen texanus (razorback sucker)
Lineage: Eukaryota; Metazoa; Chordata; Actinopteri; Cypriniformes; Catostomidae
Gene: plce1
Product: phospholipase C, epsilon 1
Exons: 35
Coding region: 418-7347 (2309 amino acids)
Biological process (GO): lipid metabolic process; phosphatidylinositol-mediated signaling; small GTPase-mediated signal transduction
Molecular function (GO): guanyl-nucleotide exchange factor activity; phosphatidylinositol-4,5-bisphosphate phospholipase C activity
Source: RefSeq, a predicted model, not a curated record
UGCAGAUCAGCUUUUGUCCUCACGAGCGCUGCUCCGUAGCACACGCGCGGACUUUCCCGCGUCCACAAACUUCAGUCAGUGCAACAUUAGUGUUUCAGUACUGUUGACGCGAGUUUCUGUAAAUGCAACAGUCAUUUUACGAAACCACGAUGGAGUUUCUCGAUGUUUCGAGUGUGGACGGUUAUCGACAAUGAUUGAGUGUAGAGCGUUCUGAGCCCCAGAGGUCUUGGGGGAAGAGGUUACAGUAGGGAGGGGCAACUCUUGGGACGACUGCUUCUCAAGCUCCCACUUCAGAUCUGUUGUGAUAUUCUCUCUGUUCCAAAGGCCAUCAUCUCUAGUUAUAGUUUGCAAGAAGCUUGUCAUCAUCUACUUCCGAAUUGCCUCGGUGUAAGUUGAGAAAGCAGGAUCUGUCAUCAGAUGUCUAGUGAUAUGAGGCUACGUGUGGAGAGACAAGCGCAUAUUGGCCUCAUUAGCGUCAUGGCCUCUAACCGGGGUCCUGCUGUGCUCGGAGUGAAGGGUCUUAGUAAAAAGACUUCAAAUUCUUUGGUAAAUGAUGGAGAUAAUCUUAUAUCUGUGAACUAUAGCUUGCCUGAGAGAGAAUCCCAUCAGACUCAACUUCAUGACCUAUUUAAUCCUUUAGAGAGGGACCAGGAAAACUCACCGGGCACAAAUCACAGAACAUGGAAAUCUUUGGAUAUUAGGUCUAAGAGUUUGGAUUGCUUGGAAGAGACCUACAGUUCCAAAAGCUGCCGAUUGUACGUUUGCCAGCUCUGUGGGUUUUGUGAUCCAGAGGAAAGCGAAGAAGGCUACCAGGAGAAUAGCUUCUCUUCUAGAUGCUGGGGAAUGGUGCCCCAGCAGAGGAAAGCCAUGAGGAAAACAGUGGAGUUUUCUACUGACGUGACUUGUCUCACUGGAAAGCGGCCAACAUUGAGUGGCUCAGGUGGUGUUCUGUGCCAGAUGGAACUUGUUAUGGGCCAGAAAAAGGAGGAGAGCCUGCAAUCCUGUGGGCUGGAUUUGAGGAGAAGCAGCCUGCCAGUAUCCUCUCCACAAGGGCCCCAAUGCACCAAUGGCUGUGGUUCUGGCGUUGAUAUUCCAAAACACAACAGGAUGGAUCAUAGGUGCGCAUUUUGCUUUGCAAAUGGCUUCGAAAGUCUGGAAAGGCUUAACAGGAAAACCAAACCCAAGUGCUCUCUGGACAGGUGCCUAAAGAGGUCCUCACCUUUCAGGAUUUCCGCAAGUCAGGACUGUAGUGACAGUGAUGGUACCGUAUCCGACAGUGAGUUUGUACGUAACAAGGAACGCUCUACUGUCCUAGUCAGGAGGUACCUCAAGAACAACCAGAAGAUCAAGAAGACCGUAUGCACAGGCACUAGAGCCAUAGUGAAGACUCUGCCUUCUGGUCACAUCUCUGAGAGGGUCUGGGAGACUGUUUGUGGGAAAAAAUGCCACCUCGGUGAGAGGCGCACACACAAGGCCAGAGGAUACAGCAGAGCACUUCAGGCCAUCCAGCUGCAAGUUUCCAGGGCGAUUCUCACCUACCCAGGGAUCAGAUUUGCAGAGAUUGACCAUGUUAUUCCUGCUGUGAGUCCACUGCACCCGUCCAGGAAGCUACUAGCACAAGCAGUGUCAUGGCCAUCAGACUCCCCGCAGUGGAUUAGAUUCCGGUUCUGUUCUUCCAGAACCAGCAUUGUGGCUCAGCUAAGCGGGGCCCUGCUGGAUGCAACAGCUGCUCUCGGGGCUCGAAGUUCUCUGCCCAGCUUCUCCAUUGGCUCCACAGGUCGAGCUAUGCUGAAAGAACGGCAGCUGUACAGUUCCAUGGCAAACUCCAGCAUCCUUCCGUCGGCCGUGACGGGCAUCAGCAAGGAGCUGGCUAACCUGCGGCACCUGAUCCAGUUCCCGGAGGAGAUCGCCACCAUCCUGACAGAGCAGGAACAGCAUCUAUAUUGUCGUGUCUUCCCCCUUGACUACAUCAGCUUCCUAACACGAGACCUGGGCAGCCCCGAGUGCCAGAAACGCCACCCACACCUCAAAGCCUCUCUGUCCGCCCCAAUUAUGCCCACCCAGAAUGAACACCACAACACAGUGGAAGACCUUGUCACACGAUUCAACGAGGUCAGCUCAUGGGUGACCUGGCUCAUCCUCACAGCUGGGUCCAUGGAGGAGAAGAGGGAAGUCUUCUCCUAUCUCGUCCAUGUGGCAAAGUGCUGCUGGAACAUGGGCAACUACAAUGCGGUCAUGGAGUUCUUGGCUGGUCUCAGGUCUCGCAAAGUGCUGAAGAUGUGGCAGUUUAUGGACCAGGCGGAUAUUGAGACCAUGCGUGGAUUGAAGGAUGCCAUGGCUCAACACGAGUCUUCAACUGAGUACAAGAAAGUGGUCAACCGUGCCCUCAACAUCCCAGGAUGUAAAGUGGUGCCCUUCUGUGGCGUGUUCCUUAAGGAACUCAGUGAGGCUCUAGAUGGUGCGGCCAGCAUAAUUGCACUCGGUCCGUCUUUUGAUUCUCAGGAAGACUCUGUUGAGUUCGUCACAGACUACAACGGCCAGCAGCACUUCUUGCAGAGGGUGGGGAGCGAUGGGCUCCACAGCUCAGACAAGGAGGCGACAGUCAGUAAUAUUCUGCAGACGAUUCGCAGCUGCAAUCGAAGCCUAGAGGCCGAAGAACCUGAGGAGAGGAUACAAGAAAUCAACGCUUGCCUCAAGAACCCCUUCAAAGACAAGAGCAGAAACCAGAAAGCAUCUGGUUCAGAGCGUGUCCUGUUUUUAGUUGGGGACCUCUCAGAUUCUGAAGGGGACCCACUUGAGCUAGCUAAAGACGUUGAACUCCAGACCACAGAAGAGGUGCAUGGACCUUUUAGUCACGGUACAGAGCUCAUCCCCUGGUAUGUGCUCUCACUGCAGCCAGAUAUCCACCAGUUCCUGCUUCAGGGAGCAACCGUAAUCCACUACGACCCCGAAACCCAUCUCACUGCCCGAUGCCGCCUCCAUCUACAACUCGACAACUGUUUCCUCACCUGGUCCAAGCCCCACAGCGCCUGCACCCUGGGUGGAAGAACCAGGGGCUUCAUGGGACACUCACAAUCCACAGACCACUUACCUCCAGGCCAUCCUGUGCACUGUGGACUGUCCGAUGGGCUCCUGGACCUUAAUGUGGUGAAGGCUGUGUUUAUGGGUCACCCUGGAGUGGACAUUAACUAUGUAUGUCUACAGCACAAACUGUGUAACAUGAACCUUAGCGAAAACAGUGUUACGCUGCUAUAUGGAUUUCACACUACAGACAAUAGACUGCUACACUUUGUAGCCCCCAAGCACACGGCCCGUAUGCUGCAUGAGGGCAUCAAGGAGCUGCUCAACUCCAUCAGGAAGAUUAGAAAGUUUCCUGACCAGAGGCUGCAGUGGCUGCGGAGGCAGUAUGUUAGCCUCUACCAGGAGGACAGUAAAUUUGAGGGCCCCACACUGGCCCAGGCUAUCGAGCUGUUCGGCGGGAGACGCUGGAAUAUGGGCGCUAGUGGCCCUGGAUCUGCCAGCAAGAGUGUAGAGAAGAACUCAGCCCAGAAAAACAGCCCGCUGGGCAUCAACUCAAAUGCCAAAAAGAAGAAGAAAGCCUUAGUCAGGGGGGACAGUGGAGAAGGAACAGAUGAUGAGAUGAUCUCACGUAAAACCAGAAGCUGUAAGGAGACUUUAGGGAGAAGAGAAUCCGAUCCCUUAGAAAGUGCUGAGCACGAAGAGGCUGAAGACUACAGUCCCUUUCGCCUUCCUGGACCCUCUUCCUUAUUCAACAACAAAGGCCAGUCUCCUGGAACCUCCUUGUCCUCCUCUUCCUCCUCAUCUUCCUCUGGCUCCUUUAACACAAAUACCUCCACCCCAACACGCCCCCAUUCCUCCCCUGUUCUCCCCGGCAGUGCAAAAAGUCAGCCAGGGGCCUGGAGCAGCCGGAGCUGGCACGGUCGGGGUAAAGGAUGCUUCAGGGGCUUCCAAGAUCUCAUGAUCUCUGACAGUGUCAUGAGCUUUGUCGAAUUUGUGGAGCUCUUUAAGUCUUUUAGCAUUCGGAGUCGAAAGGAUCUAAAGGAGCUGUUUGACACCUACGCAGUGCCGUGCAGUCGCUCUGGUCUUGACUCUGUCCCUCUUUACACCACACUGAGGAUCGAUGACAAACUUACAGGACUACAACCGGAUCUAGAUCUACUGACUCGCAAUGGCUCUGACCUAGGCCUUUUCAUCCGCACACGUCAGCAAAUGUCUGACAACCAGAAGCAGAUUUCAGAUGCCAUUGCUGCUGCUAGCAUCGUGACCAAUGGCACUGGAGUGGAGAACUCUUCACUGGGUGUGCUGGGACUGGCCAUCUCCCAGCUUAAUGACUUCCUGGUCAACUGUCAGGGAGAACAUCUGACCUAUGAUGAAAUCCUUAGCAUCAUACAGAAAUUCGAGCCCUCCUCAAACAUGCGCCAGAUGGGGUGGAUGUCCUUUGAAGGAUUUGCCAGGUUUUUAAUGGACAAGGACAACUUUGCGUCUAAAAACGAGGAGUCUCAAGUGAACCUGGACGAACUCCAGCAUCCGCUGUCGCACUUUUACAUUGAGUCCUCUCAUAACACAUACCUCACGGGCCAUCAGCUGAAGGGAGAGUCAUCAGUAGAGCUCUACAGCCAGGUUUUGUUGCAGGGCUGUCGUAGCGUAGAGUUGGACUGCUGGGACGGGGAUGACGGCAUGCCUGUUAUUUACCAUGGACACACUCUAACAACUAAGAUUCCCUUCAAGGAUGUUGUUGAGGCCAUAAACCGCACAGCAUUUGUGAACUCUGAGAUGCCUGUAAUUCUGUCUAUUGAAAACCACUGCUCUUUACCACAGCAACGCAAAAUGGCUGAGAUUUUUAAGACUGUGUUUGGAGAGAAACUGGUGACCAAGUUCUUGUUUGAGAGUGAUUUUGCGGAUGAGCCUCGGCUCCCGUCUCCGCUGCAGCUCAGAGGGAAAAUACUCCUCAAAAAUAAGAAGCUGAAAGCACACCAGGCUCCAGUGGACAUUCUCAAACAAAAGGCACAUCAGUUGGCGCACAUGCAGGCCCAGGCCCACAACGGCUCACUUGGAAACAAUGAUGAUGAAGAAGAGGAGGAAGACGAGUAUGACUAUGAUUAUGAGUCACUGUCGGAUGCUGAUGUCCUCAAUGCUUCCACAGCCUCUUAUGGCCAGGAAGACAAUAUUCUGGACGACAAACCGGAGAGCAAGUCAUCCACAGAGAAACUUCAGUAUGAAUCCAACGACGAGAUGCCGAAGCGGUUUAAGAAAGCAGGAAGCAAAGGAAAGAUGUUUGACCUAGAACUAGGGGAGGAGUUUUAUCUGCCCCAGAAUGAGAAGGAGAGCAGGCAGAUUGCUCAAGAGCUUUCUGACCUGGUCAUCUACUGUCAGGCUAUCAAAUUCCCAGGCCUCUCCACACUCUCCCCAUCAGGCUGUGGAAGGGGAAAGGACAGAAAAAGCCGGAAAUCCAUCUUUUGCAGCGCUCCUGCUCGCGGGAGCCCUGGAGAGCCUGUGACGUUGGUCCGAGCUCCAGGGAAAGCCAGUGUGGACGGUAUUCGUAUUAACUGGGAGGACCAAACAUCACCGGUGCUAAGCCCGAACACCUCUCUUAGCUCCAUCAUCCGGACUCCUAAAUGCUACCACAUCUCUUCCGUCAACGAAAAUGCCGCAAAGCGACUGUGUCGCCGUUACUCCCAGAAACUCAUCCAGCACACCAGCUGUCAGCUGCUCCGGACGUACCCGGCUGCCACACGCAUCGACUCGGCUAACCCCAACCCACUCAUGUUCUGGCUGCACGGCAUUCAGCUGGUCGCCCUCAACUACCAGACCGACGACCUGCCCAUGCAGUUAAACGCUGCUCUGUUUGAAGCUAAUGGUCACUGUGGUUAUGUGCUGAAGCCUCCGGUUCUAUGGGAACGGAGCUGUCCACUCUAUCAGCAGUUCUACCCUCUGGACAGAGACUUGGAGAACAUGAGCCCCGCACUGUACACUAUUACUGUUGUGUCGGGGCAGAACGUGUGUCCAGGUAACUCAAACGGCAGUCCCUGUGUGGAGGUGGAGGUGCUGGGCAUGCCGGCAGAUAACUGCCAUUUCCGCACCAAGCCCACUCACCGCAACACUCUUAAUCCCAUGUGGAACGAGCAUUUCCUCUUCCACGUGCACUUCGAAGAUAUGGCCUUUCUACGCAUCGCAGUCGUGGAGAACAACAGCUCACAGGUCACCGCACAGAGGAUACUUCUCCUUAAAACCCUCAAACCAGGCUACAGACAUCUUCAGUUGAGGAACCUGCACAAUGAGCCUCUGGAGAUCUCUAGUCUCUUCAUAUUCAGUCGCAGGAUGGAGGAAAAUCCCAUCGGAGGACCACUGUCUGCAUCUGUGCUGUUCAGCCCGGAGGAAAAACGUGCCACCCAGCAGCACAAAGUAACCUUACAUGGAGUUCCGGGCCCCGAACCCUUCACUGUCAUUUGCAUUGAUGAAUACACCACAGCCAAACAGCUUCUGGACUCUUUGUUUCCGACAACUUCCCUCAACUACUUCCUGAUGGAAGAGAGAAUUCCUCUGUCCAAAGAGAAGUGUGACUUGAAGAAAACAGCCCAGCAGCGGCCCCUAGUGAAUGAUGAAAAGCUCCUGAGAGUUCUUCACAGCUGGCAACCAGAGGAAGGAUAUGUGGGCAGAAUAUGUCUGAAGACCAAGGAAGAGAACUUCAGUGUGAAGAAAGUGCUGAUGGAGGGAGUGGAGGAGGUGAGCAGUGGAGAAGAGGACACGUUCCUCGUGCAGGUUCAUGAUGUUUCUCCUGAGCAGCCUCACACUGUCAUCAAAGCUCCACGUUACAGCACGGCCCAAGACAUCAUUCAACAGACUUUGAGUAAAGCCAAGUAUUCUCUGAGCAUCCUGAGCAACCCAAACCCAUGUGACUAUGUCCUGAUGGAGGAGAUAACUAAAGAUGUGGGAGGCAAGAAGUCUUCCUCAGCAAAACCAUGUCAGCGUGUCCUGCAGGACCAGGAGUCUGUGUUUCAGGCUCAGAGCCGCUGGAGAGGUGCAGGCAAAUUCAUCCUAAAACUUAAAGAACAGAUUGCUCGCGAGGACAAGCGCAAGGGUGUGUCUUUUGCCAGCGAGCUGCGGAAGCUGACAGGUCGCAGUUGGAGCUUAAAUGUGAACGGUCCAGUCGUCCAGGAGUUGGCACAUAGUUCUUUGUCGAUGGGGCCGAAGGUCUGGAUGGCAGAAGGGCGCUUGGGUUCUCAGACACAGCGUGUGGGGAACCCCGUCUCUGAGUGCGGUGAUCAAGCCCAAGCCCCCUCCACCUGGUCCCUCCCUCUGCUGUGGAACUGGAAGCUGCAUAAAUGAGUCCAGAGC